AUGUAUUUUUAUUUUUUUAAUCAGUAUAAUUUGAAAAUUUUGGAAAAAAAAUUAUUAUCAAUUUUUAAAUAUAAUAUAAGUUCAAAAUUAUUACAAGAGUUAUUAUAUUUAGGAUUUGAAUAUAGUUUUAUGUAUAAUUAUUCAUUAAAUAUAAAUGAUUUUUCUAAUUUUAUAUAUUUAUUAAUUUUAUAUAAAAAUAAAAUUAAUAAUAUAUAUAAUAAUAAAUAUUAUGAAGUAAAAUAUAAUUAUAUAAAUAUAUUUUUAAAUAAUUAUUAUUAUUUAAAAAUUUUUAAUAGUAUUCAAACAAUAUUAAAUUAUAAUAUAUAUUUUAAAAUAAAUCCUAUUUAUUCAAAUUUAUUUUUAUUUUUUAAUAAUAAAAUUAAAAUAAAGUAUUCACAAUUACAACAAUUAGUAGGUUAUAAAGGAUAUGUUUCAAAUAUUAAUGGUAUUAUUUAUGAAAAACCUAUUAUAAAUAAUUAUAUAAAUGAAUUAAAUUUAUAUGAAUAUAUUUUAUCUUGUUUUGGUUCAAAAAAAGGUAUUAUUGAUACUGCUUUAAAAACAGCUGAUUCAGGAUAUUUAACAAAAAGAUUAGUAAAUAUUACAAAUAAUUUUAUAAUUAAAGAAAUAAAUUGUAAGUCUCCUUUUAUGUUUAGAUAUAAAUGUAAUAUGGAUGUAUAUGGAAAUAUUUUUUACCCAUUAAAUUUAUUAAAAUUUAAAAUUUUACAAAAUAAUAUUAUUCAUUUAGAUAAAGGUAUUUAUAUUAAUUUUAAAAAUAUUUAUUUAACUAAAUAUAUAUUAAAUAAAUUAUUAAAUUUAUAUUAUGUAAAUUAUAUAAAUUUAUAUAUAAAAUCAGUAUAUUUAUGUAAUAUAUUUAAUAAUAUUUGUAAUAAUUGUUUAAAUUAUAAACAAUUAUAUAAAUAUAAUUUAGGUCAACAUAUAGGAGUAAUAUCUAGUGAGGCUAUAAGUGAGCCUAGUACACAAAUGGUAUUAAGAACAUUUCAUGCUAAUUCUAUUUUAAAAUAUAAAUAUAAUCAAUCUGUUUUAAAAAAAUAUUAUAUAUAUAAAUUAUAUUCAUAUAAAUUUAAAAUAAAUAAAAUAUUUAAAUUUAUGUUUAAUUUUAAAAUGUAUUUAAAUAUAAAAUUUAAUCUUAUAUUUUUAUUAAAUAAAUUAUUAUUUAAAAAUAAGAUUAAUAAAUUUUAUUUAAAUUAUAUUUUAUUUAAUAGUCAUAUUAAAUAUAAUUUUAUAUAUAAUUCAAUUUCUAAAAAUUUUAAAUGUAAUUAUAAUAAUAUAAUUAUAAAAAAUAUUGAUAAUUUUAUAAAAUAUUAUAAUUAUAAUACGUUACAAUUAUUAAUUAAAAAUUCAUAUAAUAAAUGGAUUAUUUAUAAUUUAUAUACAUAUUAUAUUUAUUUUAAUUAUAUAAAAUUAUAUAAUAUAAAUAAUAAAGGUAUUAUUUAUUAUAAUAAUAUAAAUAAAAAAUAUAAUAUUUUAUAUUUUAUAAAUAAUUCAAUAAAUUAUAGUUCAUAUUAUUAUAUAAAUAAUUAUAAUAUAAUGAAUAAUAAUAUAAAAUUAUAUAUGUAUUUAAUUUCAAUAAAAAAAAAUAAUUUAAAAUUAAAUUAUUUAAAUAAAAUAUAUUCCUUAAAUAAUAAAUAUAUAAUUUAUAAAGUAGGAAUGAAAAAAAUAAUAUAUAAUAAAAAUUUUAUUAAUAAUAGUAUUUUAAAAUAUAAUAAAUAUGAAAAAUAUAAUAAUAAUAUUUAUGAAAUAAUUUAUUAUAAUUGGAGUAAAUAUUUAUUAAAAAAUAAUUAUUUUAAUUUAUUUAUAGUAUAUAAUAAUUAUAUAAAAUAUUUAUAUAAAAAUACUAUAAAAAAUUAUUUAUAUUUUAUUAAAAAUUUAUAUUAUGUAAAUAAUAAUUUUAUAAAUAAUUCUAUUAUAUAUAAAUUAAAUUAUAAUAUAUAUAAUAAUCAAUUUAAUAAAUUAUAUGAUUAUAAAAAAAAUAUUUAUUUAUUAUUUAUUAAUAAUUUUUAUAAUAAAAUAUUUUAUAAUUAUAUUUAUAAUAAUAUAAAUAAUUUAUAUUUAAAUGAUAUUACUGUAGGUUUAGAAUCUAUAAAUAUAUUAUUUGAAAAUAAAAAUAUAAAAAAUAAUAUAUCUUUUAUUUCAAAUAAUAUAUAUGUAAUUUACUAUGUAAAGUAUUAUAAUUAUUUAAAUAAUAUUAUAUAUAUAUAUAAUGUAUGUAAUAUUAAUAAAAUAAAUUAUUUUAAAUAUAAAUUAAAUUUUUAUUCAUAUAUAUUUGAGGAUAUUAGUUCUAUUUUAUAUAGUGGGUAUUCAUUAAAUACUGAUUUUUAUUUAAUUAAUAAUAAUUUAAAAUAUUAUUUUAAAUAUUUAUUAUCAAAUAUAAAUAUAUAUCAAUCAAUAAAAAGUUCUUAUAUUUAUAUUUAUAAUAUUUUAUUAGAAUCAAUAGUAAAACAAUAUAGUUAUCAAAAUAUUUAUCUACCUGCUAUUUAUUUUGAACUUAUUAUUAAAAAAAUGCUUUCAUGUAUUAAAAUUAUAUCAAAUAAUUUUAAUUUAUUUAAAUAUAAUGAUAUAAUACCUUUAUAUUUAAUAAAUAUAAUAAAUUAUUCUUUAAAUUUAAAUAAAUAUAAAAUUUAUAAAUAUGAACCUAUUAUUUUAGGGGUGACAAAAUCUAUUUUAGCUAAUUCUGGAUUUUUAACAAAUAUAAGUUUCCAAAAUACUUUUAAAAUUUUGAGUUCCAAUAUUUUAACCAAUAAAAUUGAUUGGUUAUUAGAUAUUAAAUCUAAAAUUAUAAUGACGGAUUUACUUCCUGUUGGGAAUGGAUGGUAUAGAUAUUUAACAGUUUAA
Molecule: messenger RNA, 2853 nt
Organism: Plasmodium vinckei vinckei
Lineage: Eukaryota; Apicomplexa; Aconoidasida; Haemosporida; Plasmodiidae
Source: the annotation of a RefSeq genome assembly